GUCAUGUGCGGUCAUGUGUAUACAAAGGCCGCGAAAGUGGUAAAGUGGAUGCCCUUCGGGUGAAUUUCUAUCUGUUUUAAUUUUUUUUUUAGUUUGAAUGGCGGUAUAUAAAGCAAGGUUAAAAGAAUUCGACGAUGUGUUGGAACUUGAAGAAAUUAACGUGAAGGUUCUCAGGAAACUGUGUUUUAAUGGCAUUCCAUAUGAACGAGGCAGAAGAGCGCUGUGUUGGAAACUGCUUCUGAAUUAUCUCCCUUUGGCUCGAGCAUCAUGGAGUGAGACACUUAUGAGGAAAAGGGAGCUCUACAGGCAGUUCAUAGAAGAGAUGAUAGUGAUGCCAGGAGAAACACACAUCGAUGGCAGUCGAGUCGAUGUGACAUUUGCAGAUCAUCCUUUAAACUCAAACCCAGACAGCCAGUGGCAGACAUUCUUCAAAGACAAUGAAGUGCUUUUACAGAUAGAUAAAGACGUCAGACGUCUGUGUCCUGACAUAUCGUUCUUUCAACAAGCGACUGACUUCCCAUGCCAGCAGGUGGUGCACAGUAGAGGCAUUAAACGCCUGCACAGACGAGUGCAACAUACUGUCCUGAAGUCCGCUAAUGUUGAGCGGAAGGGUCUGGGUGUUACAAAGCAGCAGAUAGCUCUCUCAGUGAAGAAGGCCCCUGAAGACUAUGCACCGAUGUCAGAGGGAAUGGAGGCGCACUGGGAAGUGGUGGAGAGAAUUUUGUUCCUGUAUGCAAAGCUGAACCCUGGGCAAGGAUAUGUUCAGGGAAUGAACGAAAUCGUUGGUCCCAUUUAUUACACCUUUGCCUGCGACCCUGAUCUUGACUGGCGAGAACACGCAGAAGCUGAUUGUUUCUUUUGUUUCACAAAUCUGAUGGGAGAGAUAAGAGACUUCUUUAUCAAAUCUCUGGAUGAGGCAGAGUGCGGAAUAAAUGGAAUGAUGGCGAAAGUGGGGGAAGAACUGAAGAAUAAUGACAUUGAGGUCUGGUUUCAGCUGCAGCAACAGGAGCUCUGCCCACAGUACUACAGCUUCAGGUGGUUGACUUUACUGUUAUCACAAGAGUUUCCACUGCCUGACGUGCUUCGCAUCUGGGAUUCUCUCUUUGCUGAUGAAAAUCGUUUUGGUUUUCUCAUUCAUAUCUGCUGUUCCAUGAUCAUGUUGCUUAGAAAUCAACUUCUUAGUGGAGAUUUUCCUGCCAAUGUCAAACUCCUGCAGAAUUUUCCGUCCAUAGACAUCCAGGUGGUGCUCUCUAAGGCUGCAGAUUUGGCUGGUCUUGGCUAAGUUGCAGUGUUUGAAAUCUCACUGAAACCUUGAAAAGGGCUGGACAAAAAUGGCUGCAAUUCUGGCUUGAAACAUUUGCUAUCUGAAGCAAACCAAUGAAAAGUGAUAAUUAUUGAAGUUACAACUUUUUUUUUUUUAAUAUGUGUAUUUCAGUUGAAUUAUCUAGUGCAUAUUUUGUUACACAAAGACAUGCAACCUUCGUGAGAAGUAACGUCUCUUGCGUUUGUCUCUAUAAUGUCUUGUUCAUUGUUUUGAUCUAAAGCAGCAGUCAUGAUUUCAUCAAAGGUUCUUUCAUAUUAGACAAAUACUCAAAAAAUGCCACUUCUUUGAAUAUUGUCUUUCUACAAGCUUGUGUUUGCUGCAGGGCAGUAUACAGAUCUGUCCCUCUUUUUUGUCAUAAAUAUUGGAGACUAAUGUCAACAGGUGAACUAAUUCAGUUGUUAAAAAGAUUUCUAAACCUUGAUGUUAGUGGGAAGUUAAUUCAAAAUCAACUCAUAAAAUUAGAAAUUCUGAAGGAGAAAGAAGAAAAAGAAUUCAGCGCUUUUGUUGGUGAAAUCUAACCUAAUAAAUGGCUACACUGUAACAGGCAGAAAUGAACUGUUGUGAAUGCUGACUUUUCAGCAGUGCCUACUUGCAAAGGAAUUACACUAGAAAAAAAAGUAAUGCUAACAACGCUCAUUUCCGGUUGAAGUGGUGUGUGAUGCAUGAUGUAUGCAUUCAGUACUGUUUUGAGAAGAGCUAUUGAAGGAAAGGCUGGACAGUGCAAGCAGCAUGCACAGAGGUGAUGUGGCAAGGUUUAUAUUUUAAGAUCUAUUUCAUUUACUCUUGGAUUCCUUUGUAGUAUAAUUGUCUGGUUGGUGUUGCUGGAUGGUUGAGAAUUGUUUAUUCAUUCAUUGCAAUUCAAAGAAUUGCAGUAUUAUUUGAGGAACUGAGUAUUUUGUUACCAGAGAAAGUUCGCAGAUUGUUUUCUAUCUUUCUGUUGACAUUAUACAUAAUUAUUUCUGUUUAAUUCAGAGCUGAAAGGUUAAUAUUGAAUGGCUGUUUUGCCAUGACUGUGAUCUCUUGUCCAUCUCCUUGGUGAAUUUACUGCUUAUAAUGAAAUAUCUUUCUUUGCUCAGUGGAGUGUUUUGAUAGUGAGUUGUCAGGUAUGUCGCGAGAUUAACAAAUUUACGUGAGUCUCGGAUUUAGCGGAUCUUUAUUGGACGCACGCCCGCCCCCCCCCCCCCUACAAUUUUUAUCGCUUGCAAUAUCUCUUGACUUCUGGCCCAAUACUCCAAUACGACGUCUCAACUAUCUUUGGCCGUGGUUGGAUCUCAACUGUCUUCGGCGACAGCUAUCCCAAUACUGACUUCUUGCUGUCUUCUUCUAUAUCGUAUGGCAUUUAGGUUCCAGCUUAUGUAGAUGUUUUGCGAAUUUGAUACCAGAGAUCAUUCCUCACGGUUUUGUUUCUGCUGUCUGCUCUUACAUAACGGGUCUUCUGCGAAGAAAAGCCAAUUAUCCAGAUAGGUGACAAUGGUGAUGUUGAAUCACCGAUAAAGAUGUCGGGCGACGGCAACACUGGCGUGCUGCAUAAUGGAGGGCGCCAGCGGAUGCCCCAUUGGAAGUCUGGUCCACAAACAAAGUAAUUGUGAUGGGCUCCGUGGUGCACUCUCAGUUGAACCAGAUCAAACCUCGCAGAGCUGCAGCUGUCUCCACCCAAGCAAUAGGUUUUUCAUAGAUGUAGUGUUGUACAAAGGCCUGUGGAGGUGGUCCCACUGCUAGAGCCGCUGAAGAUCUGGGUGUAGCGUCGGUGUAUAGCUGUCUGGACCGAAGCGGUGGCUGUAGGCAUCAUUCAGUUUGUAGUACUCCUUUGGUAAGCAGCAAGGACAGCCAAGUGAUGUUUCUCUGAAAAAUCAGUUGAGCCAGAAACUGGGGCCAAGCCAUUGUCCAGGUCAGCCAUGAUAGAUAACCCGAGAUCCUGGCGUGAGGCUCUUGGAACUAUCUGGAUCAAAUAUUGCAAGUGCGUGAGGCAUCAUGGAGUUGGCUGGAUAGUUCCUCCUACAGAGUUAAUGCGCAAACCUAGGUAUGCAAUAUCUGGAGUGGGCUGAGUGAUGGAUUUUUCUUUGUUGCUUGUGAAGCCUAGGUCUUGUAGUUCCACCAAAAUGGCUGUGACUGGAAGAUGAUUAUCUGCAAAGAAAAGCCAAUCAUCCAGAUAGGUGACCAUGGUGAUGUUGAAUCGCCGAUGAAGAUGUCUGGCAACAGCAACACUGGCGCGCUGCAUAAUGGAAGUCUGGUCCAUGCGUAUCGAUUACCGUUGUAAUAAAGUCCAUAAUUAUGUUGAGUUUGGGGUGAUAUCUUGAAGUGAUAAAAGCCACUUUUAAGGUCCAGCUUUAUCAUUUUGGCUCCCGGCGGAAUUGUGGACAACACCUGUGCAGCUGAAUAAAGUGUGAUAGGAGGCUUCAAUUCGAUCCGGUUAAUCCAAACUGAUCCCACUUCUGACACCAGUUGUCACGUGUCGGGUAUGUCAGACAGGUAACUUUACGUGGGUCUCUGAUUUAGCGAAUCUUUAUUGGACACUAACACUUAUAAUUAUUAUCGCUUGCAAUGUCACUUUACUUCUGUUCCAGUACUCCAAUGCAACGUCUCAGCUAUCCUUCGCCGUGGUUGGAUCUCAACUGUCUGUCGCAACGGCUAUCCCAAUACUGACUUCCUCCAGUGUUCUUGACAAACAGCAAGUCUGUGAGUGCCUGCAGGUGUAGCGUUGAACCAGAGCUUAGUAUCGUCAGCAAACCAGAUUUCAUACACAUCGGCGCUGGCUCUACUCUCUCUCUGUCCGGAAUAUUAGGUAUGCCAGGCCUGGUCAGGAUGAACCUGGUGCUGGCAUAGUGACCCAGCAUGUGGACAGCCUGAACUAUAUUCAGUGGUAAGGGAGUGCCAUACUUCAGAAGUACUUUUUGGACAUACCCAGUGGCUGUGUUACGGUCCCCGGUCUGCCCAACAUGAUGGUUCAUCAGCCAGAAGUUUACUUUUGUAGCACAUAUCACAGUAUUUGUGAUACUGAGAGUAUCUCUGUCGGUUCUUUCUAAGACGCUAUUCCUUGACUCUGACAUUUGGUAGGAUGUAUUGGAUUUUAUCCAAUCCCCGUCUGGGGCCCCAUUUCUUGUCCGUAGCAUUCCGCAACCGACAAUUGUGGCCAUGCCCGCCACAAACAAGAGAUUGGUUCUAUCGUCGUCGAAGUUCCUAGACAUAGCCCAUGCAACAGCACUGUUGUACACUUUCUAGUGGUCUUCCCAUGCACUGGUAAUUUAUCGUUCUCUGGUAGUGUAGGGUCAACCCCCCGCAGCAGUGCCUACCUCCAAGUAUCCAUCCAAUUUGGGAAGGUCUAUAAGAGUCCCACUCUAUGAACCAGAGCUAGAAGGUCGAUCCAUUUUAUAGGAUCAACCUGCAAUUUAAAACCAAAUUUUCUUUGAAUUACUUUGUCUGAACCUGAGUUGGGUGAACACUUUCUCCACUUGUUUUUCCACGAAUAAGGAUUUGGGUUAAGAUGUUUCUCCAUGUUACAUCAAAGUCUGGUGCACUCUCAGUCUUGGUUGGUGCAAAAUGUGGACUGCCACAAAGUGUGGACUUAGGUGCCCAACCUGCCAGUGAAGUUAUCAAAGAUAUUUUCUGUAAAGGCGUUAUCCUUGCUCCCUGUCAGGUAAAAGGCACCCACGUGGAACCUGGAUGGGUUUUUCAUGAUGCUAGAUUUCCACUUGGGCAGAAGCGUGAAAUCUGAAAUGUCUGGGCAGAAGUGUGCAAACUGACCAGGGCCCUUAUUGAGCAGGUGCCAGUUGUGCAGCUACUCAAGAAUUUCCCAACAUUUUAUGGAACCCA
Molecule: messenger RNA, 5134 nt
Organism: Cryptotermes secundus
Lineage: Eukaryota; Metazoa; Arthropoda; Insecta; Blattodea; Kalotermitidae
Product: TBC1 domain family member 13
Exons: 12
Coding region: 98-1282 (394 amino acids)
Biological process (GO): intracellular protein transport; activation of GTPase activity
Molecular function (GO): GTPase activator activity
Source: RefSeq, a predicted model, not a curated record